Molecule: messenger RNA, 8042 nt
Organism: Numida meleagris (helmeted guineafowl)
Lineage: Eukaryota; Metazoa; Chordata; Aves; Galliformes; Numididae
Gene: SLC24A4
Product: solute carrier family 24 member 4
Exons: 17
Coding region: 19-1854 (611 amino acids)
Biological process (GO): calcium ion transmembrane transport; sensory perception of smell; intracellular calcium ion homeostasis
Cellular component (GO): membrane
Molecular function (GO): calcium, potassium:sodium antiporter activity; calcium channel activity
Source: RefSeq, a predicted model, not a curated record
GCCGGCCCCGCGCCGCCCAUGGAGCUGGACGGAGCGCCGCUCGCCCGCCCCAAGACCAUGCUGCUGCUGCUGAGGAAAGUUCGCAAGCGGCGGGAGAUGCUACUGCAGCAGCUGGGCUUCAUCUGCGCCAUCCUCUUCUUCGUCUGGUGCAUGUCUAGCCUGCUCUCCAGGCGGGGCCAAGAAUCAAGUAUUGCAGACAUGCGUGUUUCAUCAGAGACGUGGAGGAAUAGAAUACUAAUGGCAUUACCUAAUGAGACACGUGAAGGAAAGAACUGUACAGAGCCAGCCAUUCAUGAAUUUCCUGAGGAUAUAUUCACAAAUAAGGAACGGCAGCAAGGAGGGAUUCUCCUUCACAUCAUUGCUGCUCUGUAUAUGUUCUAUGCUUUGGCUAUAGUAUGUGAUGACUUCUUCGUUCCAUCCUUAGAGAAAAUUUGUGAGAGACUACACUUGAGUGAAGAUGUUGCUGGAGCCACAUUCAUGGCUGCAGGGAGCUCCAUGCCAGAGCUGUUUGCAUCUGUUAUAGGUGUAUUUAUCACUCAUGGAGAUGUCGGAGUAGGGACCAUUGUUGGUUCAGCAGUUUUCAACAUCCUCUGCAUUAUCGGUGUAUGCGGAUUGUUUGCAGGACAGGUGGUUUGUCUUACCCAGUGGUCUGUGUUCCGAGACUCUGUGUACUACACCUUAUCUGUUAUCGUACUUAUUGUUUUCAUACAUGAUGAGAAAAUAGAAUGGUGGGAAAGCCUUAUACUCAUCGUUAUGUAUUCAUUCUACAUACUUAUCAUGAAGUACAACAUGAGGAUGCAAAAUUUCUUCACACUCAAAAGCAAGAAUGUUGGAAAUGGUGACGCAGUCGACAAUGAGAUGGAAGAUGGUAAUAAAUGUUUUGCCUCUAGUUGUGAUGACCCAUCCAUUCCAUUACUGUGGAAAGUGAAGGGCGUGCAGCAGUAUGGCAAAAACAGUGUUGUGAUGGUGGAUGAGAUCAUCUGCUCCAGUCCCCCCAAAUACCGGUUCCCUGAAGCUGGGUUACGGAUUAUGAUCACAAAUAAGUUUGGACCACGCACCAGAAUGCGGAUGGCAAGCCGACUUAUAAUUAAUGAGCGUCAGCGGUUAAUCCAAUCUGCCAAUGGCUCAAGCAAACCACUUCAGAAUGGGAGACAUCAGAAUAUUGAAAAUGGGAACAUCCCUGUGGUGAACCAAGAGGAGGAAAAUGAACAGGAUAAUCUGUCUCCGUUUUCAUUACCAGAUGGAAAAAUGAAUAAAAUUAAAUGGAUUUUGACGUGGCCAUUGAUAUUCGUGCUCUUUUGCACCAUUCCAGACUGCAGCAAACCCCGCUGGGAGAGCUGGUUUAUGUUCACAUUCAUCUUAUCCACGCUCUGGAUUGCCUUGUUCUCCUACUUUAUGGUGUGGAUGGUGACUGUGAUUGGAUACACCCUUGGGAUACCAGAUGUGAUCAUGGGCAUUACUUUCCUAGCUGCAGGAACAAGCGUCCCAGACUGCAUGGCCAGCUUAAUAGUAGUGAGACAAGGCCUUGGUGACAUGGCAGUAUCCAACACAAUAGGCAGUAAUGUCUUUGACAUUCUGGUGGGCCUUGGUGUUCCAUGGGGUUUGCAGACCAUGGCGAUCGAUUAUGGAUCAACUAUUACGAUAAACAGUAAAGGACUGGUCUAUUCAGUUGCACUUUUACUAGGAUCAGUGGCACUGACUGUGUUUGGGAUCCAUGUAAAUAAGUGGAAACUUGACAGGAAAUUAGGCAUCUACGUGUUGUUUCUUUAUGCUGUUUUCCUGUGUUUCUCUAUAUUGAUAGAGUUUAAUGUCUUCACCUUUGUCAACCUCCCUAUGUGCCGAGAAGAACUUUAAGCCACUGUAAGGAGAGAGACUGCGAUUCUUCUGAUUACCUGUGCUAUAAAUGACAGGAGACAUUUCACAUUUCUACCUUCUUUCCAUCACUAAUUUGAGUGUCAUUCCUGCUUCAUCAGCUACCAAGCACUUUUACCUAUGUGGAAGGAAAGCAUACCUUUCUUGUAACAUGCUAGCUCAAGGCAACCAAAGCAUUUAACUCCUCUGGAUAUUGCUGCUCAGUCAUGAAGCUGUGUGGACCUUACGCGGUACUCUCAAAUGUCCCCAUUUAUGGGACUUUCUGUUGUUGUUCAUUUUCCUUUUGCAGACAGUCAAACACUACCAACAAGGUUAACAAGAAGACUGGAGAAAAAUCCUUAUAGUUCUUUUGCUUUUGACACUUACUUUCCGUGGAAGGAAAGGAGGCGAGUUCAGAACUUUUCUUGGCUUCGUCAAAAUAUCUAAACUACAGGACCAGAAAGUCCAAGGCACAUAUCAGGCAUGCACUGUUGAGGACAUCAUUUCCCCCUUCAAGUGCUCUGCUUAUAGAGAAACUGCAAUGACAGUUUUUGAUGGCAGUGUUGAAUAUUUAGCAUUCUUUUCAAAGAAGAUGUGUGGCAGUGUGGCAGAGAAAGAAGAGGAAAUGGUUGUAUGUUGUAUCACUUCUGAUGAUGCACUCUAAAAGUUUGACUGUCUGCAUAGUGAAGAAGAGAAUUAUAUGCAGAAAUUCAUACUUGAAAAAUACAUUUUAUCAUUAAUGAGUAAUGCUGUAUAUGUAAAUAUAAAUGAAAAUUUGUGGAAUAUUACACCAUGAGAAAUAUUUUGCAUUGGCCCUUGUAAGCUCAUUUGUAAGUUCAGAAGAAACUAAUCAAAUAAAAUCAACUGGGUGCUCAGUAACUAUCAAUUGUUGCUGUCAGUUGAGAAUAGUAUCCAGGCAUAAUCCAGACUGUCUGACAACAAUACCCACCUUGGUUAUGAUUUAAUUUAAUUUGAUUAGUGGGGGAAGUAAGCUUACUUCAUCAGUCAAGAAGCUGAUACAUACUCCAUUCUUUAUAUAUUUCUAGAAGCUUAAUGAAGAUGGGUGUCUGACACUCAGUAAUGCAUAAGAUAUAGAUAAAGAGUCUAUUAAGAGACCAUGAUCCUUGAUUUGAUUGUAUACGAGUUUUGAAAUACAGUAUACUUCUUUUUAAGCCCCAGUAGAAGCCAGAUUUUGGUAUCCUGUCCACCAGCCUAAAACUGAUAUAAGGAAUAACUCUGAAUGUAAAUGACAGCAGGAUCUGGCCCAGACUAUUAAAAAUAAUGGGUAACAUUCCACGUUGUAGUAGUCAUAAGACUGAAAACCACCAAGACAGUGUGCAUAUUUUGCCUUGCUACUAAACUUUAAAGCUGUAUAUGACUGAAAGAUCUUCUAAAGAAGCACAGUUAACUUUAUAUGUAGAUUUUUUUAGUUUUUUAAUGUUUAUAAACCAAAACAAAUCUAUCAACUAAAAGUUGAUGCAUUUUUAAAUAUAUUAAUAUUUUGCACUUAAGGCUAUAUAUAAAACUUCCCAUUACUGUGUCACUGAGAACAUACUAAAGAACCUUAGUAAAUAAGAACUAAAUUUAAAAGUUCCUUGUCUUGGCAUACCUGAUAAAUAAUUCAGUUCAACCAGCUCACAUGUAGGACACUUUUUACACCAGGCAACGUGUUUACAAUUAAGGCUAUUUAAAAUCUAUUUUGAUACAAGUUAAAGAGUGGAUUCUGCUGUUGAACUUUUUUAGGAAUUGGAUCCUUUUAAUGAAAUCCUACAGGAAAAGGAGCAGCGUAUUUGUUAUUUGCUUUACACUUUGUAAUAAAUGUCAGUAUUAGUACCCAGUUAGGGUUUUUCACCUUAAUUAGGUAGUUGGGUAGUUAAACUAGCUAGUCCUAAGUUGGCAACAAAUACAGCAUUAUUAAAAUGCUGUAUUGAAUAGCCAAGCAUGACAGUAAACACAUUUGUUCUCAGUUAUGUAGAUGACUUUGUUUCCUGGCAUUCAAGACAUUUCUGCUCUUGUGUAGCAACAAAGCUGAAGAGGUUUCUUUUCUUCCUUGAGUCUUCUUUUGCAGAAAGGUUGUGAAAGUGCACCACUGUAGGAGCAUUCCUCUCUAUUUUUAUUGUCUUCUCUGCUUUUUUUCAGGAGGACAGUAUGCUGCUCAUCCUCUCGUGAUGGCUUAAAUUUGAGCCUGAAAGGAACAGAGAUAGAGGCUGGGCUUGGAGAACUAGUUGCCUACAGCAGCUUCUGUGCAGUUUGGGCAACUCAGAUGUAUUUACAGUACAUAAUAGUAGUUCCAAAAUCUAGUUUUGAAUACCUGCCUAGUGAUCAGCUGAGUUGACAGUGAUGAGGGCAUCGAUGUCUACAGUGUCAGAUCUAUCAAACUGCACUGUAUCUUUGUAUUUCUGAGCCAGAUAACUUUAAAAGAGUAGGGGCACCAAUUUGUUCCGUAGCAGCCAAUCCCCAGCUCAAAAAUGCAUGAAAUUGUGUUUGCUAAUGCCAUGAGUCCUUGAGACAUUAUUUAAAGUUAUUUUUCCUAAACUGAAUAUCACCUGCUCCAGAAAACAGGAGUGUUCUGCUGUAGGAAGAGACAGUCUUGGAAAGUAAUGCUGACCUUAAAUUGCACAACAGAUCCUGUUGGUGUAUAGCCCUCCCUAAAGCGUACACCAGCUGCAGGACAAUUUUUAUUGAAUUGUAAUGCUGCAUUUUCUGAGGCAGUUUCGUGUACAUCUUCUUUUACAAGACAGGUAUCAUGCCAUGCUUAUCAUUAUAAAUAACUUUAGUAGGAUUCUCCUCUGACACAACCAUGUGACCAGGGAUAUAUUGUUUGCCAAAGAAUUAUUAGAUGCUGUAUCAGGGCCUUGAUGACACAUGGUCAUAUGAAGUAGUUAGAGUCCCUGUAUACUCAUUACCAAUAUGCUAAAAUAAAUAAAGAUGGUAAUUAUAGGCAAGCCAUGCAGAUAAACUGAAUGGACCGAGAAAGAUCUAAUUGACAAAUUGCUGUAUGUCAGAUACCCACUUCAGAAUGCGUCAGUAAUUCAGGAGAAUAUUGCUGAGUAAUAGCGGACUAGUGCCUUUCAUAUGUACAGUAAAUAAUUUGCUUGUGUCAGGAAACUACUACAAAUUUUGCCAUUUUCCAAUGAAGAAAAGUAAUGAUUUGCACUUGGCUCUCUGAGGUUUCUACAAUUCUGUAUUGCAUCUGUUCAGAUUGGGUUUGGAAAAUUUUGUAGCCAUUUUGUUUUACUAACCAUUGCAAAAGUUAGCUGGCUGAGAUUGGAAUGUAUGUCACAAUGUUGUGUAAGUUAACGUUCAGUUCAACAGUGAAAAGAAAGCUUGAGGAUGCUGAAAAUUGUCAGCCUACUAACUCUGAAGAGUAAUACAAUGCAGAAAGAGAUAGCCCUUAUCCAGCAAAGCUUAACUUCAUCAGGAUUGAGUCCAUGCUUAAAACUAAACAUACAUUUAAGUGCCUUGCUGGAUUGAUGACAGCAGAGCAUGAUUUCUGGGCUUUCUAUCACACUCAGAUCUUCUCUUGUGUUAUUUGUUUUGUAGUCUACAAUUUUUAUUUCCCACUCAAGUUGAAAGGUUUGGCCAGAAUCUAUGGAUUUCUGCUCUGCUGACACCACUUUGGAUUUCCACUCAUGUGAAUUAAGAGGAGAACUGGUUCCCUGUCCCAAAGAUUUCAAAACUGCGUACCUUUCCUGGUGUACAAACAGCAUAAAAACUGAAUUACUGCUGGCCAAGCAGGGCUUUUAGCAGCUCUUCUGUACUGCAGUUCCACUGGAGUAGUACAGUCCCACAUAGAUCCACAGAGUGCAGAUCUAUCUAUAGUGACUGCAUGGGGGUGUUUCCAUUGAAUUCAGAAGUGUCUGAUUCCAUAUAGACUCUAACUCUUGUACUACAUUAUAAAGUUGUCUCAUAAAAGUUCAAAUUUGGUACUCUGAGUCGCACUGAUUCAUGGAAAAUAUUGCCCAAAUAAAGAUUUCAGGCUUGGAAUCUGUAUGCCUAAAUCUAAAAAGCUACAGUUACAGUUAUCUUAAAAUGACUGUGUGAUGAUCUGCUGUAGGCUGAAGUCCAGCCUAGUUGAAUACCUUAAGUCUUCCCGACACGUAUGGCAGUCAACCAUCUUUCUCCUGGCUCAGUCAUUGGCGUGCCAAUUUUACUUUAUGUUAUGCUUGCUGCAGCUGUGACUAACAUAGAAUUAGUUUCAGGUUUUAGAUUGUAUGUAUUAGUAAACAUUCUACUAAUGUGUAAGCAAAUGGAAAAGGUCUUCCAAGUCUGAUAUUUAUACAGUAAUUAUAGGGAAGACUCUAUUCUUUGAUUUCCUUUGUGACUGUGCUUUAAUUAUACACGCUUGUUUUUAUUGUGUGUUUGCUCUAGUUGCACAAAUCCCACAUGAGUUUUGAUGUCUUCCGUUUUUGGAUUUCUUGCAAUCAUAAUGUCAUUUAUUUGUGUACCACUUUUAGAUUUUUUUUGGUGGAGUGCUUUAAGCUGUAUAAAUACUGCCUGAUUAUCCAUGCCAAGGAAAGAUCAGACCUAGUGUAAUAUGAAACAGACACUAAAGUAACACUGAUAGCCAGGUGAAACCAAAGAAUCUUUUUUUGAAGUAUUGAAAUGCAUCACCGUUGGACAUAAUAUUCUAUCACUGCAAGGCUCAAAUCCUUCACUUAUUUGUGUUAAAACACUCACAAGAAAAGCUCUGCAGCUCAGACAUUCACUACACAUUUUCCUUCAUAUUUCUUUGAAAUCUAGAUUUUUCAGUCUAUUGAGUGAUGGGAUUUGGGUUAGGGUUAGGUUAUAUGAUGAUUACACAGGUAAAUGACAGCAUUUAGUUGUACCAAUUCUCUACCAAGCCCCCUAUUACCCGUUAUUACUUCCUUAAGCUAUUUUGAAAAUUCUGUAUGCAUGUGUUCAACGUUCUGAUGCAGAGAAGAAUGUUGUUUAACUGAUAUGUGCGUUCUAAUUCCUGACCUAGCGUGCACAUAUUUAUAAACCACGAUUUGAAUAAAUUGAGCAUGCAUUUUCUUUCCCCAUGUGUGAGGUCCUUCUAUUUUCUCCCCGGAGAAAGCUGUGAGACCCUAUCCUGAAAUUUGAAGUACGUAUAGCUCCUUCUCUGCAGGCUGAGAUGUAUAAUGAUUGUGGCAGUUUGUACGUUACAUGUUCUGCUUCCUACCAUACUUCUGACAUGCAGGAAACUUCUGAAAUAAAUGAAACAGUGUAGGAAAUUAAUGUCACUUGGAUAUUUUCCUACAAGACUUACCAGUUUGAAUAUAAUUCCAUUUUUUUUUAAUUGCACAAAGAAUGUAUGUGAUUGUUGCUGUCUUAUCGUUGAGAUGGUCUUGGUAAACUUGAAAAACAAAUAUAAAGGUUGACUUAUAGCAAUAGGGAAUUAUGACAAAAUCUAAAGGUUAUCAGAAUAUAUCAAAACCAGACAGGUAAAGUCUCUGGAAAGAUUGUGAUGCUUCUUUUCAGAGGAUUUUGCAGAAAAGAUUAUUGCCUUCAUUCAUAUACCAGUUGGGUACACAAUGAAUGCUCCUAAGUCUGCUUCUCCAGAAGCAUCAGUGUUCCAAAUGGCUGAAAUUCUGCAGUGAAGUUAUGACCAAAUUCUUGCCUUCGUGUUCUUGGGAGUAAUGCCAGCACUCAUUAAUGUCCUGGUAGUUGGCAUGAAUUUUCAUCGGUGGAACUGAGAGUAGAAUUUAGCACUUGCUAUCUCCUCCAUUGCAAGCAAGAAUUUGAAAUCAUUUAUGAUUGUUAAAAUAACUUCUGAACCUUUUAAACUUCCCCAUGCUUGAUACUUAACAGCCAUUUGCAGUGCACCCUUAGGUGGUGCAGUACCUCUUUAAAUAUUAUUAAAACUUUCUAGAACUGCUUACUUUGAAAACAGAAAGGGAUGAGUUUGUAAACUGUAAAUAACAAAAUUCUAUUUAUCAUGUUAUUUAUUUUUUCAAUGACUGUGACCUUAUGCACUGUGAAUGCUCUGUGUAUAUGGGGUCCUUUGUACAGAUAAAUAUGUCAUGAAAUCCAUAUGGAUUUAAUGUGAUAAUUUGUUACAAAAUGUUGGCAUGAUAUUCAAUUAUUUUUGUUGUGGAAAAUUAAGAAAAAUAGUUAAAUAGGCAUUUAUAAAAGAUUCUAGCAGUCAGUAUUGUAAUGCACUGUAUUAUCAACAUAUGUACACUAUCAAUAAAUUAUAUAAGAACUAC